UAGGGAAUCACAGUGUAGCUUAUUGGGCAUGUGGAGUGCUCAAAAGAGAGACCGAGGUGCAACAGAUAAGGCUGAAAGAAAAGGUCUCAUAUGCUGAGGCAGUUAAUUUGGCAGGACAGAAGGACUAUAGGGAGUGACCAUUACCAAGUCUGGACUAAGAUUAAUAUAGAAAACUUGAUGACUGCAGAAAAUUCAGGUGGAAAAUGGAUGGGCGAAAUUUCUUGAAAAAAUGGGACAGAUACAUAAGUCAGAUUAAUGAGGGAAUGAAUGAAUGAAUGAAUGAAUGGAAACACUCGACAGGAAAAUAAAACAAGCCCUAAUACUGGCUGGAUUAAGAUCCAUUUCCAAAACUAAAGGCGGCAUGAGGAGGAAAGUAGUACCACAGUGGGACGAUAAGUGUAAGGAGGCAGUAAGAAAUACUGUUUGGACGUAUAUACUGCUGAAUUGUAUGCUAUUCUGACGGCAUUAGAGUGGAGCAAACAGGUUAACUGCCACUGUCAUUUGUUAAUUUUUAGUGAUUCAGUGUCAGCCCUCAAAGGCAUCAAUUCAGGCUCAGCCAGAUGUCAUCAGGAUUGGCUAUAUGAUAUCUUGAGUGCUAAAUCAAGAAUAGUUAGAUGGGAAAAAUGUGUUCAGGUGUCCUGGGAAAUGAGAGAGCAGACAAGAAGAAGCAGUCAGAAAGGGAUGUUGACGUCAGUAUUAAAUUAUCAAAAUUAGAGGGGAAAGUAGUGUGGAGGACUAUGACUUAACAGUGGCAACAGCAUUGGGAUAACACAAUAAAAGGGAGAAAUUUCCAGAGUGGGUAUACUAAGAAGUCAAGGAAAUAAGAGGAUAAAGCAAGUGAUACUAAGCAGGCAGAGAACUGGGCACAGCAACCUUAACAGAACACUUUUCAUCAUAGGAAAACACUCAACAGGCCUUUGCAGUCAGUUUCAUGAGGCAGGAACAGUUGAACAUAUUCUUAUAUCAUGCUGGAAAUGUAUUCAUGACAGACAGGAGGAGGACAACGUUAAAAGUAAGAGGAAGAGAGGAAAUCUCUCCAUAAAAUGGAUAAAGAUGGCGAAUGAAUCCUGAAGGUGGCAGUAAUGAAACAUCGUGGAUGUCAGCUGCCGUAAAACUUCAAAGAAGAAGAAGAAGGAAACGGAAGCCGAAGCAGGAGAAGAAACGACGAAGUUACCGUGUCGAUGGUUUGGUGCUUGAUAAACAGUUUUCUUCCUCAGGUAUACCCUUAAAAAGCAGCGCAGCACUAGAUUAUCUGAUUAAAAUAGUAAGUGCAAUGACUCGCCAUGGAAAGAACUGCACGGCCGGAGCUGUCUACACAUACCACGAGAAAAAGAAAGAUACAGCGGCAUCUGGUUAUGGAACACAGAGCAUUCGACUGGGCAAAGACGCGAUCAAAGACUUUGACUGCUGCUGCCUGUCCCUGCAGCCCUGUCAGGAUCCCGUGGUGACUCCAGAUGGAUACUUGUAUGAAAAACAGGCCAUUCUUGAAUACAUUCUCCACCAGAAGACAGAAAUUGCCAAAAAAAUGAAGGCAUAUGAGAAGCAGAAGCAAGCACAGAGGAGCAACAGCCAGCUUGAGUCGAAGUCGGUGGAAAGAGAGAGGGUGGAGAGGUUUAAAACCAGGGAGAACAGCAUUGUGUCCAAACCCAUCAACCCAUUCAGAUCUGGGCAGAACAGAGGAAGUGAGAAGGGCAAGACAGACAGCAGCCCAGCAGAACCCUCCACUGGUUCAGCUGCCACGUCCAGCCAAAGCCUGCCCAGUUUCUGGAUUCCUUCUCUGACACCAGAAUCCAAACCCACCCUGCUCAAGAAACCAAGUAAGGCUGUGUUAUGUCCCAUGUCAGGACGACCCAUUAAGAUGAACGAGCUUAUCACAGUCUGUUUCACCCCGCUGGACUCGAGCCUGGACAGAGUGGCCCUGCUCACCCGCCAGGACAGGUAUGUAUGUGCAGUAACCAGAGAUGUCCUGGGCAACAGUGUUCCCUGUGCUGUUCUGCGACCCUCGGGUACUGUGGUAACUCAGGAGUGUGUGGAGAAGUUAAUCAAGAAGGACAUGAUUGAUCCUGUGACUGGAGACCAACUGUCCGACAAAGACAUCAUACCACUGCAGAGGGGGGGGACUGGCUUCGCUGCCUCCGGGGUUGACCUGCGUGCCAAAGAGGCUCGUCCAGUGAUGCAAGUGUGACACUGUAGGAUCUGAAGACUGGACAGCGUUGUCACAAACAUGUUCUGUACGUCCUGGCUAUAGUUCUGUGACGUGUAAAUGGGUGUAUUUUUGUAACAUAUUCCUCCCAGCAUGUCCACAACUUUCAACUGUUUUGAUGGCCUUUGUAUAUUUUUCUUGUUCUCAUGGGUAACUAGCAAUUGUAUUUCUUUUUUCAGUCUAUCAUAGAUGUUUUGUCAUUCAUGUGAAACACAAUUCUUUCCUGAAUGACAUGUCUAUCUUUAAAGUUGAUGAUGGCUGCAGAGCUGAUUAUUGGCAGAAGAUGCCGCUUUUCAAGGACCUUUCUUUACUGUCAGGUUGCAAACUUUAUGGCUCUACAUAGGACUGGUCUUUUGAUAAUAUUCAUUGCCUUGUGCUCCAGAAUGUAUGAGAAGUUAAAUUCAAAGCUACAAGAAUAGUUUCACAGGAUUUAAGCUGGUGAUAAUAAAGCCUCUCCAAAUGUUAUAUCCUGAUAAAUGUGUCUCAUUUAACUGAUGUUAGUUUAAGCUGCUUAGCUGCUGUAUGUGAUAGUCAGGGCCAAGCUUUACUGCAUAUUUGUCAUAGUAAUAGUGUGUGUGUGUUAUGUUAAUGUAUUUGAGACUCACUUUAUAUCUUUGACUGCUUUCAUCAAAGUCAGCACACCUAAUUGACAACAGUAGACAUGAUGUCAGGGAUCACAUCUAAAGAGUUUCAAGUCAUAAUCAUUAAACAUAUGGAAACCAAAGGCUGGCU
Messenger RNA from Chelmon rostratus (copperband butterflyfish), 2935 nucleotides. Its product is annotated as nitric oxide synthase interacting protein. Bases 1061 to 2185 code for a protein of 374 amino acids. Gene Ontology annotation, cellular component: nucleus. Gene Ontology annotation, molecular function: ubiquitin protein ligase activity. NCBI's taxonomy places the organism in Eukaryota, Metazoa, Chordata, Actinopteri, Chaetodontiformes, Chaetodontidae. The record is from RefSeq and is a predicted model, not a curated record. The transcript has 10 exons.